Messenger RNA from Stegodyphus dumicola, 3073 nucleotides. Its product is annotated as RNA cytidine acetyltransferase-like. Gene Ontology annotation, molecular function: 18S rRNA cytidine N-acetyltransferase activity; tRNA binding. Gene Ontology annotation, cellular component: nucleolus; 90S preribosome. The record is from RefSeq and is a predicted model, not a curated record. Lineage: Eukaryota; Metazoa; Arthropoda; Arachnida; Araneae; Eresidae. Gene Ontology annotation, biological process: rRNA acetylation involved in maturation of SSU-rRNA.
UUGCUCACUUUCCGCAAAAGUUUAUAAACAAGGAUUUGCACGUGUUUUAAAAGAAAUAUUGCAUGGAUGUACAGUUUUAUAAAGUACAUUAUUAAAAUAUGAAUAAAAAAAUAAAAAUUUUAAUUAAAAAUUGCAAAAUUACUGAUAAUCGAUCUCUUUUCAUUAUAUUGGGCAAUGAUGGUUCUAAGCAAGUUCCAGUUUUUUGGAAGCUUUUAACAAAAGGAAAAGGGAAAGAUUGUUCUUUCCUAUGGUGCUCUAAAGAAUGCUCUGAUGAAUUUAUUUCUAGCAAUGAAACACUGUUGAAUCAGAAACUACUGCAGUUAAAUGAUAUUGAUAACUCAACUGAUGACAUAAAACUUCCAAAACCUGUUUAUUGUUCAUACAGUGAAGUUGAAAAGAUUUUGUAUCAGCCUUUCAGUCUGGUAGUUCUGCAAGAUUUUGAAGCCUUGACACCUCAUACGUUAGCUUUAGUAGCAGAAAAUGUUAAAGGAGGAGGAGUACUUAUUUUCUUGCUGCAUAAUGUUAAGAACAUGGAAGAUGUAUCAUCUUCAAAAAUGUUUCAGGAUAUUAAUAUGCAUCAAGAAAAUUUGAAGUUUAAUAAGCGUUUUAUAUCUUCUCUGUGUUCCUUAUCACAUUGUUUGAUUCUUGAUGAUAACUUGAAUAUUUUGAGUCCUGCUUCUAAAAGUAUAGAAGUACCUGUGGAUACUGUUAGAAAUUCAAGCAAGAAAGAAGCUAUUCAAGAAUUAAAAGUAACACAUCAAGGUGAUGCCAUCCUUAGUGCUCUUCUCAGUCAAUGUCAAACUGUUGAUCAAGCUAAGUUGGUUGUUACAUUUAUGGAUAUUCUCCAGAAACGAGCAUUUCAUGCAAAUAUUAGUGUAUCAUCUCCUAAAGGUCGAGGAAAAUCUGCUGCUCUUGGCUUAGCCAUAGCAGGAAGCUUGGCUCUAAGCUACUCAAAUAUCUUCAUAUCAUCUUUACAUUAUGAUAAUGUUAAGAUUAUCUUCAGAUUUUUAUUUAAAGGCUUAGAUGCUUUGAACUAUAAGGAAGAUGAAGAUUAUGAUCUAAUUGAGUCUGCCAAUCCUCAAUUUAAUAAAGCCCUCAUUGGAAUAAAUGUUUUCCGUGACCAUCCCCAAGGUGUCCGUUUUAUCCUUCCUGGUGAUGUAGAGCAAAAAUUAGAACAAGCUGAGCUUAUUGUUAUUGAUGAAGUUGCUGCUAUUCCUUUACCAUUGUUAAGGACUCUUGCUGGUUCACACAUUGUUUUAAUGGCUUCUACUACUAGUGGUUGUGGAGCUACAGGUCGAUGUUUAUAUGACAAAGUUGUCAACAACUUUCAUCAGCUUCCUUCAGGAAAUGAAAUUAAAUCUGAUAGUCUUGCAGUGUCACCUCUUAAGACAGUCCAGCUUAGUGAGCCUGUUCAUUAUUCACCUGGAGAUGCCAUCGAAUCAUGGCUAAAUCAUGUAUUUUGUCUUGAACCUGUCAUUACUACGCAUUUAUCUUUUGGAUGCCCUGAACCUCAAAAGUGUCAGCUAUAUUAUGUUUCUAGAGAAACUCUUUUCAGUGGCCAUAAGAAUUCUGAGAAUUUUCUUCUGUCAUUAACAUCUAUUUUAUCAUCUUCAAAAAGAGCAAUAUCUCCGAAUUAUCUUCUUCAAUUAGCAGAUAACCCUGAUUAUCAUAUUUUCUGUUUAUUACCAGCUCUUAGCCACAGCAAGAAAGCAUCACCAGAAAUUUUAUGUGCUAUUUUGGUUCAUAUUGAAAAGGAAAUCCCCACAAACAUAAUUCAUAGUGGCUGUAAGCAAGAUGGGAUUAAGUCACAAUGCUUCUCACAAUGGAAAACUGAAGAAAUAGAGAAUGCAGCAGGAUUUCUACCCAUUCAAGGCAUCCAUAUAUUAGAUUUAGUUACUCAUCCUGAUUUUCAAAGAAUGGGCUAUGGCCUUAGAGCUUUUCAAUUACUGCAAGAAUUUUAUUCUGGCUUGUGGAUUUCCAUUGAUGAAAAUCCAUCAUUUGAAAUGCAUGUGGAUGAUGUUGGAAACAGUUCUGAAGCUCUUCCCCCUCUUUUGCUGCAACUUACUGAAGUUCAACCACAGAAAAUUGAAUUUUUUUUUGUUUCCUAUAAUUUAUCAUCUGAUUUGCUAAGGUUUUGGAAGAAAGCUGGUUUCGUUCCUGUAUUUAUAUCAAAAGAAGUAAAUUUGGCUAAGGAACAUUCAUGCUUCAUGCUUAAAUGUGUGGAUAAGGAAUUUGAAAAUAGGCUGCAAGAAAUCUGGAGAUGUUUUCAGGAAUACUUUUUUGUGCUUCUCAGUUCUGUUUGCAAAAAUUUUCCCUCUUCAUUUGCUUUGAGUUUACUUCAUUCAAAUAUAGAUAGCAAAAUCAAUGCAAAAGAUCUCACAAAAGCUGAUAUUGAUAUGUAUAUUAAACCUCGUUGCAUGAAAUCUCUUGAAAAGUAUUGCCAAAACUUGGGAGAUCUGCAGUGCAUAAAACCCAUCGUUCCAAUUUUAACGAAACUUUACUUCAGAGGUCACUUUAAGGAUAUUUCUAUACCUGUUGUACAAGAGGCUAUAUUGUUGUCAUUUGGUUUACAACAUAAAACAGCUGACGAAAUUUCAAAAGAUUUAGGUUUGCCAUCUAUACAGAUACAUGGACUUUUAAACAGAACCAUCAGGAAACUCACUAAACAUUUGACAGAUAUCAUUGAGCAGACUAUAGAAAAGACGAUCAUUGCUCCAGAAGUCAAAAUGGAACCCCUUACUCAAGAUCUCGACCAAGAACUGGAAGAAGCUGCAAAAAAGAUUCAACAACAACAAAUUGAAGAUUCAAAGAAAUUAAAAGAUUUGGAUCUUUCACAGUAUGCUAUUAAAGGAUCUGAAGAUGAGUGGGAGAAAGCUUUGCAUACUGGACGUAAGACUCUUGUCAGCAUAAAAAGUAUAAAGAAAAAGCCAGAAGAAGUAGAACUUCCAAAACCUAAUCAUAAUGUUUCAUUUAAAGGAAAACAUAGACAGGGGAAGAAAAAGAGGUAGCAUGCUCUUAUAAAAAUGGUUGUACAUAUUCCUGAUAUAAAUAAAGUUAUUUAAUUUCAAAUGAA